Messenger RNA from Cucumis sativus (cucumber), 1752 nucleotides. Its product is annotated as desmoplakin. The record is from RefSeq and is a predicted model, not a curated record. The coding region runs from base 1 to 1752 and encodes 583 amino acids. Lineage: Eukaryota; Viridiplantae; Streptophyta; Magnoliopsida; Cucurbitales; Cucurbitaceae. The transcript has a single exon.
AUGGCGAAAAAGAAACCCACUAGAUCGGCCAAAGAGCUAAAGCAAACACCCAAUAACCAGGAGGAAACUAGCGAUUCAGAGCAACCCAAGUCUGCUAUGGAUGAUGACUCGAAGUUGCAGAGCUUGAAAUCGUUGAACGAACGGCUGCUUAAGGAGAUGGUCGAGAAGAGAGUGGAGGUCGGCGAUCUUGUUCAGAGUAAGGAAGCAUUGGAACUCGACUUGAAGCGGAAUGUGAACGAGAAAGAACAGGUAAUGGGUGAGUUGAGUGAGGCUCGUGAUGGGGUUUAUGGGUUGGAAUUAGAGAGGAAUGUUGUUUGUGUUUAUCUGCAGAGUCGAAUACAAGAAAUGGGUGGUGGGAUUUGUGGGUUACUCGAGAGUGAGAGAGUUAAGGGUUUAGAGAUUAGGAAUUUGAAGGCUGAGAUUACUGGGCUUGUUUCGGAGGUUGGGGAAGAGAGGGAGAAAUGGAGGGGAGUGUGUUGUGAGAGGGAUGAGAUUAAGGUUGAGUUUGAUGGGUUAUUGAAGGAAACAGGGGAUUUGAGAGGCAAGGUGGUUGAAAUGGAGAGAAAUGAGAGAAGGGCAUUGGAAGAGAUUGAUGAUCUGAAGGGAAAAUGCAAGAAGUUGUUGAGUGAAAAAAAGGAAUGUGAGAUUUUGAAUGCGAAUCUGACGAAAGACAAUGAAUUAAUUAAGAAGUUGUUGGAGGAAUCAGGCAGGGUAAUUGAAGAUUUAGAGAGGAAAGUGGAUGUGAAAAUGAAGGAGAAAGGUGAGAUUGAAAAGGAAAAAAAUGGGCUGGAAAUGGAGGUUGAGAAGUUAGAGAAGGAAGUUACUCAAUUAAAACAGAGUACAUUCUGUUUGAAACAGGAAAAGGAAGAGAACGGGAUGAGAAUUUAUGAGCUUCAAAUGAGAAAUGAAGAAGCUUUGGUGAAAGAAAGUGGGAUGCUGAUGGAGUGUGAUCUUCUUGUCAAAGAGUUGCAGAAGAAGGAGAAAGCAAUGGAGAAGGCGAAAACUGAAGCACAGAAUAUUAUUGGGGACUUGCAAAAGGAAUCAAGUAAAUUAAAAGAAGCUAUAGCUUCGUUGACCAAGAUGAGUGAUGUCGGGAAAGCAAGAAACGAGGAAUUAAUAAACCAAAUAGGUCGUCUUCGUGAUACUUUGGAUGAAGUUUCAUUUGAGAGGGAUGAUGCUAGAAAGAGAUUUGGUGAUGAGAAGGAAAAAGUUGAGAAGCUGAGUCUGUUACUCAAAGACAAGGAGAGAAGAAUUGAAGAAGCCAUAAAAGAAGUAGAGAAAGCAAAGAUUGCACAAGAAGAGGAAUCACUGAAUGUGAAGAAGGAGAUGGAGAGGCGGAUCAAUGCCUUGAUCGGGGAAAGGGAGUUAAUGGAGAAAAACUUGUUGGCGGCAAAGAGUAGAAUUGAUGAACUGAAAGCGAAAGUAAAUUCAGCAGUUUGUAAUUCAGAGAAAGCAUUGUCAUUGUUGAAGAAAACACGUUUGACUGUUUGUGAUGGUUAUGGGAAAAGAGAAGUGGAAGAAGUUUCUUCUGACGAGCAUAAGGUUGGUAAAGAGAUGCAGCCAUUUGUUGAACAUUUGGAUGCAAUAAAAACAUCCUUCACAAACAAGGAGAAAGCUGUGGAAGAAAUGACACGAGUUCUCGAAACUGAACGAAUGGAACAACAAAAGAAGAAGAGCUUCUUCACCGUAGUGACUGCAGCAACAACAAUAUUGGCUGCUGUUUCUGCUCUUUAUGUUAGCAAAGGGCGCUGA